Messenger RNA from Ilex paraguariensis (yerba mate), 2162 nucleotides. NCBI's taxonomy places the organism in Eukaryota, Viridiplantae, Streptophyta, Magnoliopsida, Aquifoliales, Aquifoliaceae. The record is from the annotation of a GenBank genome assembly.
AUCGAUUUCAGAAAUGGGGAAACCCAUCAUUCAGUGGGCUUUGUUUAACAUAUUUCAGGACUAUUGGCCCAAAAUAAGAUUUUAUGUCCUGUUUGGGUUGCAACCAAACCCGCUUAAACCAAACGAUUCUAAUCAGAUACGACCACCAGAGAUACGAAGGCCGCCGGAAGUGCAAAACACAUCAGAUCGAUCUCGUCUCUCCGGCCAAUUUCAAGAAUUACUCCAAGUUCAAGUUAUGGCCGGGCAUGAUGAUUCUGGAACGUCUGACAAGAAAUCAAGUCAAGCUAUAAACGAUUUACCGACCUUCAAUGCUGAGAAUAUGCAAAACAACAUGAGAGUUAUCUAUUACAGUCGAACAUUUAUGUCUAUUGUUGGAGGAUUCAUUGCUGGAAUUUUUGGAUUUACUGGCUUGAUGGGAUUUAUCUUUUAUUUUCUGGUCAUGGCAAUUACUUCGGUAGGACUAACGGCCAAAGCAGGGUUUUCCAUUCAUUCAUUCUUCGAUAGCUGGAACAGGAUUCUACUUGAUGGCUUUUUGGGUGGCCUUAUGGUACGAUUCUCUAUUAUCUUGCUUAUUUGUGCUCUUCAAGUUUAUUUGUUUGUGGAGCUUUUUGCCUAUUGUUUCUUGGGUUCAACCACUGCAUGACUAACACUUCCUAGAGCUGUCACAGAAAGCCAAAAUAGAAAAAAGAUGCCAUGCGUAGUUAAGUUUUUUUUUUUUCUCUGGUUGUCGAUUCUUUAUUUGGUGUAAUCUAGUUAUGAUGGUAUUACAUAAAAGGACUGCAAAUCACUCUAGAAAGGGUCUAUCAGUGACCAUCUUUUCUGGUCUUCUACCAUAGGUUCAGAGUCUCAAAAGCUUAAUUUUUCCAUACCUAGAUGAUUUUCCUUUUUUUUUUUUUCCUUCUGAUUUGUUGUGAAAUGACCCCACCAAAGCACAUUUGCAUCCCUUCAAAAGUGUUUAUGUCCGUAAUGUGUAAGGAAUUAUAUCAUGCCAAUCUUUAUUGGAAUCCUUUUUUGGUUACUUGGUGGUGAUGCCAAUCACACAGAUAUGUUGGUUAUGCCAAAGAGGAACUUUUUGGUAAUUAUUGGAGUAAGUUUCUCCAAAAUCCCAAGUUUCUAUAGUGAUUGCAUUAAAGGAAGAUUCAUUUGAUAGUUACAAGUUUGAUGAUUCACUAGAUAACAAAUGGGAGUGAUAAUUCCUCUCUUCACUUCAUAUUAAUGUUGUGGUUAUAUUUCCUAUAAAUAGGCCAUGCCAAAGUCGGAUUUUGUUGCAAACCAGCGCCUUUCUUGAAAUAGCUUGAUGUCUCCAUUUUGUGUUUGAUUAUGUUAAUUGACUGACAUGACGCAUUUUUUGCAGUCCUUCGUGCUGUUCUGGUCGUAUCCUUUUGCUAUUUUUCCUUUUUUAAUACGUAGAAACCACAUCUAGAAAAAUAUAGAGUGCAAAACUGAUGAGGUGACCAAGAAUUAUUCAUCUGUCGCCAUCUUUGUAGCAUAGAUAUCUCGCUUAGGCCACAUUUGUCAUUGGGCUCCAUACUCACACCCAUCACAGUGAGUGUGUGUGUGUGUGUGUGUACUUGGAGUACAUUUUGGCCAAAACAAAUAUAGAAGUGUACCGCUAAAAUAUGUCAGAAGUGGCUCCUUUUAAAGUAAUCAGUUCCUGUGUAUAUUUCAUCGAGGCAAGCUUUAUUGAAAUAUUUUUACCAGAUAUUACAAUGUUUUUUUUUCCUCCUCAUAUAUAUUCGCGUGUGAUUCUACAUUUUCCUUGACAUAAGAAGGUUUUCUUAUGACAUCGUGCAUAUAUUCUGAGCUGAGGGAUUGCACGGAAUGAAAUUGGAGAAGAGUCUGCUGUUGCUGCCACCUGCUGUUAUUAACUUAUAUCCAGGACUGUCGAAAUUGGAGACAUCUUUUUCCAUUUUUGGAUGAUUUCUAGUUUCAUCAAAUCGUUGAGGUGCUACUUUUGUUGCAAGCAUAAGUUUUUCUUUUUUCAAUUUUGUGAUUAUUGUUUGGCUGAAUAAUUUUUAUAAUGAGUCCCAUGGAGAAUGUAAGAGCAAACUCCAAGAGCCUCUCUAUUCUCAUUUCAACUCUCUAUUUUAGAGAGUUAACCAUCAAAAUCAAACUUCAAUAGGUUCUCUAUUCUCACUCAACUCUCUAUUUUCGAGAAUCAA